This is a messenger RNA of Phacochoerus africanus (Common warthog), 2044 nucleotides long. RefSeq names its product transmembrane protein 102 (gene TMEM102). Lineage: Eukaryota; Metazoa; Chordata; Mammalia; Artiodactyla; Suidae. Bases 480 to 2030 code for a protein of 516 amino acids. The record is from RefSeq and is a predicted model, not a curated record. The transcript is spliced from 2 exons.
AGGGGCGUGAUCGUAAUUUAGGGGCGUGGCCUCGUGGGCAGCAGGAAGAAGUUACCUGUUGACUCGCUCUAUCCAUUUUUUUUUCUCCCCCGGCCCUUGAAGCUACCCGUAAGAGGGAAGCCGCAAACCACAAGCCUCUUCCGAAAAAGAGCUAAAGGGAGGUAGACAAGGGCGGCUGAGGAGACUGGCUAUUGCGUUCCGCAGGAGGGCUCCAACAGCUACUUUUUACCUGCUGAGUCAGGUGAACCGGUCCAUCGGGGCGGGGACCAGCAUAUGAGAAAAGGGCAAGGACAUAGGAGGUAUUUAUUUGUUCGUUUUCCAGACUAAAUUUAGAGCCCUUCACCUGCAGACCCCAGUGCCUCGGAAAAAGAGAAAAAACGGGGGCGACUUCUCUGCAGCAGAAGGAGAGACCUGUCUGGGCUUCCCUCCGUCCGUGUACCUCCUAGCCACCCCCCCCCCCCAAAAAAAGACAGAGCCACAUGGCUUCCGCCGUCUGGGGGAGUGCUCCUUGGUGGGGCCCACCGCCCCCAGCCCCAGCCCGACCGCUCACGGACAUAGACUUCUGCUCUGGUGCCCAGCUGCAAGAACUAACCCAGCUGAUCCAGGAGCUGGGUGUGCAGGAGAGCUGGAGUGACGGGCCCAAGCCGGGACCAGACCUCCUCCAGGCUAAGGACUUUGUUUUCUCUUUGCUGGGUCUCAUUCACCGUCGGGACCCUCGCUUUCCUCCCCAGGCAGAGCUCUUGCUGCUUCGUGGCGGAAUUCGCGAGGGCUCCCUGGAUCUGGGGCCUACACCUCUAGGUCCCUACGCCCGGGGACCUCACUAUGACACCGGCUUCACACUCCUGGUGCCCGUGUUUUCGCUAGACGACACUGGGCAGGAGCUGCAACUGGACGUGGGAUCCUGUUAUGCAUGGGUCUGCCUCCCAGAGCAGGUACGCGGAGCCUCCAUCAGGGAGGCAUGGCAGGAUUGCCUAGGACCCCCAGUCCCCGGAGGAGGUGAUUCCAUCCACCCAACCCAAAGCGAAGAAAGUCUCAAGGACCCGAAAACCUCUGUGGACCAGCCGCACGGUGACGUCACUGAUCCUGAGGCACACGGGUCUUUGGAAAAAUCACCUAGUAACGUUUCAGUGCCAGAGUCGCCUCAGCAAGACGCAACCGAUGUUGGCUUUCCCUCACCAUUGAAAAAAACGAAUGGUGACGUCACCAAAGCAGCCGACGGUAGCCCAAUGCCACAGCCCCAGCCGUCGGAGGCUCGGGAGGCAUGGCCCACAUUGUGUCCCGCCCAGGUGGCUGCCUGGUUCUUUGCUUCGCUGGCUGCAGUCGCUGAGUCCCUGCUCCCGGUCCCAGGUGCCCCGCGCUUGGUUCACGCAGCCCGCCACGCUGGGUACACCACCAUCCUGCUGGCUACGCCUGGGCCCCCGCGCCGACUCCUGCUUUUCGACCUGAUCCCUGUGGUGUCCGUGGCCGGCUGGCCCGAGGGGGCUCGGAGCCACUCGUGGGCCGGCCCGUUGGUCUCGGAGUCGUCCUCCUUCUACCUGGUGCCCGGCGGCGGCGGCGGCGGCGGCACAGAGCGGCCAGAAGCCUCCGGCUGGCAGCUCUGCUUCGCCCGCCAGGAGCUGGCGCUCAAGGCGCGCAUAGCCGAGCCGCUGCUGCAAGCGCACGCGGCGGCCCAGGCGCUGCUGCGCCCGCUGGUGGUCGGGACCCGGGCCGCAGCGCCCUACCUCCUGCGGACGUUGCUCUACUGGGCGUGCGAGCGGCUGCCCGCGCUCUAUCUGGCGCGGCCCGAAAAUGCGGGCGCCUGCUGCCUCGGGCUGCUGGAUGAGCUGGGCCGGGUGCUCGAAGCCGGGACGCUGCCCCACUAUUUUCUGAGUGGCCAAAAGCUCCGUGCGGGGGACGGCGCGGUUUCGCUGCUUGGGGCGUUGGCCCUGCUUCGCGGGGACCCUGCCCGGGCCCUGCGCGCCGCCGUGGAGGAGGCCAAGGCUGCGCGCAAGGGGGGCGGCUUAGCCGGCGUGGGAGGCGGGGCCCAUUAAAGAUGCUGCUCCUA